UCUUCCAAGCUGCAACUUCCCCAGCGCGCACAGGCUCACGGAGCAGGGAGAGCGCAUGGGAGCAGGGCACGGCCAGGCUCUUUCACCCCAGGGAAGGGUUUGAGUGCCCAGGUGCAGCAGCUAGAGACCUCCAUCAUGGGAACAAGCAGUGAACUUCACGUGGAGGAGAGCAGGUCAAACACCCUGCCUGUCCUUUUGGAAGUGAGCGAGCUGUUGGCCGCAGCAUCCAGGCUGGCCAGCUGAGCGAUACAGGCAACAAGGAAAAGACAAAACAGCUCAUUACAGGACUCGUAACAGCCACAUUCAUUCUGCAGUCUGGGACUUCUGGGAGCGCAGAGAAGGAGCUUGGUCUUGUCAUCAGAAGAGGGGACAAGGAUGGAUCUGGAUACCUGGUUCUGAAACUGGUCAUGCCACUGCCUGCCCCUCCAUUUCCCCCAGGGACCGUGGCCAAACAGAAGGGAACAGCUUUACUGGCACUGAUGGGCUCUCGGAGGUGCACAGAGCUCCUCGUCUCCCUCCAGCCCUCGUGUUUGUGGAGCUGCAACUCCUUCGCAUGCGAAAGCAGAAGGUUCCCUCUGCACGUGCCCUAAUGCCGCAGCUUUGUGGCUUGCGAGCCUCCGCAGCAGAGGAGAGGAAGGAGAAGCUUCUCCCCAGCCUUAGGGGGCAUCAUCAAUUCGAAAAGUGCUUUGAGACACCUGGGAAGAGACAGAGAAGGGCAGUCCUGCUGCUUCCACAUUUGGCCCUGCAGGUUUGGCACCUCGUUUCUAUGGAGUCUUUACAAUUUUCUCUGCACUUUUGCAGCCCCUGCACAUUUGCUGCCUACCCUUCCCUGCCCCAAAGCUGCUCUUUUAUCUCUGCCCAGUUCAGCUCUCCAUAGGACCUUUGCUCAUCACACACCAUCCGACUGCCUCCCAGCACAGCCACCAUCUCGGGGCCUGGGCUUGAACUGCUCUCGAAAAAGAGGUGAGGUUUCCAAACUCAGCAUCCAGGCAGAGCUGCAGGGCUUGUGCUGCAAUACGGUGUUAUUUUUUAAUCGAUAUCUUUCACUUCAAAAGCCAGUUUUCGCAGAGUUAAGUGGCUGCACAAAUUACUUACCAGGCUUGAAAAUACAAGACUUGGAGAGUGGUUGAAUGGCCCAGCCAAGAUCCCAUGGUCAGAUCCCCAUCUGGAGCUGCUUCUCUCUGCCCUAUGAAGUGAGACGAAUCCUCCCAGCUGCUCCCAGGCCUUGGAGGGCACAAACGUGCGGUUUAUUUAGCACCGCAGGAGUGCAGGACUAGCUGAACUGCGUCGCUAAAAUUUGUGAAAAGUACUCUGAAAUGGCAGAAUCAAAAAAACUUGCUCAUUAACAGCACGAAGAAAUCUUUUCUGCAAGUGGGAAAGAAGUCAGUGCUGGAAGGAUGAAUCGCAGUCAACCUCUGAUGCUGCGUGGUAACUGUGCCCACACCGCAGGCCAUCAUGCCACCAGGACAGGAAGGCAGAUCCGCGCCGCGGCGAUGGACUGGCCCGGGAGCGCGGCCAUGGCGGAGAAGCAGAGCCCCGUGGACUACGGCGUCCAGAUCCGCUUCAUAAACGACCUGCAGGAGCCCAAGAAGCCCCCCAAGCUGCGAGCCAAGGCGGGCAAGCCCGGCUCGUACGGCGUGGCGGUGCGCGUGCAGGGCAUCGCCGGGCAGCCCUUCGUGGUCCUCAACAGCGGCGAGAAAGGGGGCGACUCCUUUGGGGUGCAGAUCAAGAGCGAAGGCACCUACGGGAACCCCGCCACAGCCCAGCGGCCUCCAGACCUGCCCUCCGGCUCGGUCAGCUCCGACUCGGAUUUGCCGGAAAACCCUUACGCGGCCCGGCUGCCCCGCCGACCUGGCUCUCGCUGCAGCACGUCGGACGAGGAGCCGAGCGGCGUCUCCGGCGGCGAGGAGCUGCGCAGGACCCGCUCCCACGGCAGCCUGCUCGGCCCCACGGCCGAGGAGCCCUUUGCCCCCAGCCCGCCGCGGGCGCAGGCCAACGGUACCCACCAGCCCCGCGCCAAGAGCAGCAGCAUGUUGAACAUCGCCGGCCGGGUGAGGCCGGAGCAGAGCCGCCUCUCCGGUUUGAGGGCCGCAGCCAAGCAUCCUUCCUCGGACUCGGAGACCUCGGGGCCCUGCCGGCCGGGUGACGCCGGCGGCGGUGACAUAGACACCAAGCCGCUGUCCUCCGUGGACUCCCUCAUCAGCAAAUUCGACGGGAAGGUGCAGCAGAGAGGCCGAGCGGCCAGGAGGGGCCGGAUCCCCUCGGAGGAGAGGAAGCGCUCGCAGAGCCUGGACGGACGCAUCUCUCGCCGUGACGUCCCGGAUGCCGGAGAGCUGAGCGGCGCCCGGGAGCUUCGCCCCCAGCCCUCGGCGCCCACCGGCAGCCCGAGCUGGCCGAGCAGAGCCGGGCUGGCGGAGGACGGCGUGGCACUGAGCCGGCGGGUGACCCGGGGCGCCGAGGAAGCCACGAGCGAGCGGCUGCAAAGCAAAGCGCGGGCAGAGCUGCAGAUGAAGUCCACGCCAGACCUGCUGCGGGACCAGCGGGAGGUCGCCCAGCCCGGCAGCAGCGAGCACGCCAAGGAGCUCAUCUACGGCAUCCUGAAGGAGGGGAGCAGAGACAGCGACAUCUCCCUGAAGAAGAAAACUAAUCUGGUGUUUGAGAAGAUCCAGGAACUCACGGGGUCUCUCCGUGAACCUGCCAAGGAUGCAGCCUGCUCCCAGCCCCAGCACAGCGAGCUGGCGAGGAAGGUGGAGGAGCUGCAGGAGAAGCUCGAUGAGGAGACGAAGCUCCGCCAGAAGCUCGAGCUGCCGAGGGAUCCGGCAAGGACAGGCUCCACUCGGGCACUGGAAACCCGGCUGCAGGAGGCGCAGGAGGAGAGCCAGCGGCUCCGGGCAGCCCUGGAGAAGAAAGCUCAGGAGCUGCAGAGCAGUUUGCAAGAGCUGACUGACGUGAAAAUAGCCAAGGAGCAGGCGGAAACGCGGCUGGCGGACUGCGAGGAGCAGCUGAUGGUGAUGCACGAAGAGCUCGACCAGCUGCGCAAGGGCUCUGAGAUGCCUCCGGACAGGGAGGCCUUAUACAAGGAGCUGCUGGAGACUCGGGAGGAGCUGGAGGAGGUGCUGAGCUCCAAGCAGCGGCAGGAGGAGCACUUGCGGCUGCGGGAGCGGGAGCUGACGGCGCUGAAGGGAGCCCUCAAGGAAGAGGUGGCCAGUCACGACAAGGAGCUUGACCGCGUGCGGCAGCAGUACCAGAGCGACAUGGACCAGCUGAGGCGCAGCGUGGAGGACGUGUCGCAGGAACAGGCCAACCUGGAGACAGAGAGGCAGAAAAUCAACGCUGUGGUGAGGAACCUCCAGCGGGAGCUGGAGGAGAGCGCGGAGGAGACGGGGCACUGGCGGGACAUGUUCCAGAAGAACAAGGACGAGCUCCGCACCACAAAGCAGGAACUGCUGCAGGUGAAACUGGAGCGGGAGGAGUUUGAAGAAGAGCUGCGGGAGCUUCGGGAGCGCUUCUCGGCCAUGCGGGAGGAGGUGGACCAGAUGCGGAGCAGCAUAGUGGAUGCCGGCGAGCUCGAGGCGCUCAGGAAGGAGCUGCGCCAGGCCCAGGAGGCGCAGCGGGAGCUGACGGCAGAGAAGCAGGCUCAGGACGAGCUGUUGCGCCAGCGGGAACGGGAGCUGGCGGCCCUGAAGGGCACCAUGCGGGAGGAGGCGUCCAGCCGCGACGAGGCGCUUGAGCAGUACCGGAAGGACCUGCAGCAGCUCCAGAAGGAGUGCAACGAAGCCGCGAAGGUAAAGGCCUCCCUGGAGAGUGAGAGGGCAUCGGCGGAGCAGGCGAAGAAGGUGGUGGAGUCCACCCUGCGGGAGCUGCAGGAGCACAACGACGACCUGCGGAGGAAGAUCCUCGGCCUGGAGACACAGCUGAAGGAGUACGAGCGCUUGGGCGAGAACUGGGAGGGCUCCCAGGCGCGGCUCAAGGAGAAGGUCACCAAACUGGAGACGGAGCGCAGGCAAAUGGAGGAGUCAUUGAGCGAAGCCACGGACCGGGAGCAGGAGCUGCUGAUGGCCAAGCGCUCGCUGGAGACCCGCUUGGAUGACACGCAGCGGAGCCUGGCCCGGCUGACGCAGGAGCACCAGGAGCUGAGUGUGUCCUACCAGGAUGAGCAGAGGCAGAAGGAGCAGCUGAAGCGCGCUAAGAGCGAGCUGGAGGAGCAGAAGCGCCUGCUCGACCGAACCACGGAGAAGCUGAGCAAAGAGCUGGAGCAGAUGACGGAGGAGUCGCACAGCUCACUGGCUGUGCUGAAGUCGCAGCUGGAGGAGUUCAAGGAGAAAUCACGGAAGGAGAUCACGGACUCCCAGAAACAGGCCAAGGACCGGGGCGCCGAGGUGGAGAAGAUGCAGUUCGGCAUGGGCCAGCUGCAGGACGAGGUCGCCCGGCUGAAGCAGGCACUGCAGGACAGCCAGGCGGAGCGGGAGAGCGCGCUCCUGGACAAGGAGGUGCUGCUCCAGCGCCUGCACAACCUCGAGCAGGAGGUGGACGCCAAGAGGCGCUCCCAGGACGACCGCUCGCGGCAGGUCAAGACGCUGGAGGAAAAGUCCAAGCGCCUGGAGGUGGAGCUGGACGAGGAGAGGACCACGGUGGAGCUGCUGACGGAGCGGGUCAACCGCAGCAGAGACCAGAUCGACCAGCUCCGGGCAGAGCUGCUGCAGGAACGCUCCAGCCGCCAGGACCUGGAGUGCGACAAGAUCUCGCUGGAGAGGCAGAACAAGGAGCUGAAGAGCCGCCUGGCCAGCUCCGAAGGCCUGCAGAAACCCAACAGCAACGUGUCGCAGCUCGAGUCGAGGCUCGAGGAGCUACAGGACAAGCUGCAGGCGGAGGAGAGGGAGAAGAGCGUCCUGCUCUCCUCGAACCGCAAGCUGGAGAGGAAGGUGAAGGAGCUGACAAUCCAGAUCGACGACGAGCGGCAGCACGUGAACGACCAGAAGGACCAGCUGAGCCUCCGGGUGAAGGCCCUCAAGCGGCAGGUGGACGAGGCCGAGGAGGAGAUCGAGCGCCUGGAGGGCGCCCGCAAGAAGGCGCAGCGGGACUUGGAGGAGCAGCACGAGCUCAACGAGCAGCUCCAGAACCGCAUCAAGGCGCUGGAGAAAGAGGCCUGGCGCAAGGCCGCCCGCUCGGCCGCCGACUCCUCCCUGCAGGACGACCGGCUCAGCUCCGACGAGGAGGAGUUCGACAGCGCCUACGGGCCCUCCUCCAUCGCCUCGCUGCUGACGGAGGCCAACCUCCAGACCAGCUCGUGCUGACGGCGGCUCGCGCAGCCCCCAGCUGCUCCCCCGGCACGGGCCGACCUCUGAGCUCCGACGCGAGAAAUCAGGCUCCCGCCGGGGAGGCGACGCCUCCGUCUCGGCCGGCGGCCGCCACGGCGCAGAGCCGGCGGAGGAAGGGGCCAAGGACGGAGCCGCUUCUUCUCGCUGUGAAAACUCUUUUAAUCCUAAGGACGUGAAGGAAGGGUGGUGCUUGGCCACUGCUUGAAAAGUGGUGGGACAGGAGGGCGCGGAGACGCCAGGAACCGCCGCCUCAUCCCUCCGUCACCCUAUGGGUCUCCGGGUGCCGGCGGGGGGGAGUAACCGACUGGUUUGGGGCCUGUCCAGGAGCUGCCUCGGCAGGGGCCUCUCCCACCCGUUUAUUUUUAUAUGUCGAUUCCCCCUUCCCUGCCCCAAACGCUAUUUUAAAUAAAGCUGAGAGUUUUAC
Rhea pennata is the source of this 5742-nucleotide messenger RNA. RefSeq names its product cingulin (gene CGN). The record is from RefSeq and is a predicted model, not a curated record. Gene Ontology annotation, molecular function: microtubule binding. The coding region runs from base 1398 to 5294 and encodes 1298 amino acids. Gene Ontology annotation, biological process: microtubule cytoskeleton organization. NCBI's taxonomy places the organism in Eukaryota, Metazoa, Chordata, Aves, Rheiformes, Rheidae. The transcript is spliced from 21 exons. Gene Ontology annotation, cellular component: bicellular tight junction; myosin complex.